CACAAACACAUUAGAAAAGAGUUAGAAGACAGAACAGAGAGAAGAGAAGAGAAGAAAAUAACCCUCAAACUCUGUUUCAGUUUUUGCUUCAAAGUACAUAAACAGAGAAACUUGUUUUAAUAGAAACAUUCUCACAACAAAGUUUCACAAAUCUAACAACAUAGAAGAAGAUCUUGUUGUUUCACACACCCUUUUUCUUCUUCUCUGAAUCCAAAUAUCUAUCAUUAUAAACUUCUGCACAAAAAACUGUUUUUUGAGGCUUAGAUCUUAAGUUUGAAGCCAACCCUUUAAGACUUUGAAAUGGAGACAGAAGAGAGGAACCAAAGAGCAUGUAAGGCAACAGAACCAGAGUUCUUCUUGCAGUGGGGAAACAGAAAGCGUUUGAGAUGUGUGAGGGUGAAAGAUCCUCGGAUUUCAACUAGGCUUAACGGUGGUGUAAUCAGAAGAAAGCUUAAUUCUGGAGUGGAGAAUCAUCGUUCUGGUGUUACUGAGAAAGAAAGUUCUCAUCUUCAUCAUCAUCAACAACAACCUAAUCGUCUCACAAGGAAUUCCGAUGGGACUAUUCUACGGCCGGCUGCUGGAGAUAACAGAAAAUCGGCGUCGCCGGAGAAGGAAGAUCGAUACUACACAACAAGAGGGUCAGCAGAGGAUAACGGUAAAGGCACCUGCGAUGUUAUCAAUGGAGAAGAAAAAGCUCUUGUUUGGCCUAAGCUUUACAUUACUCUCUCAAGCAAAGAAAAAGAAGAAGAUUUUCUUGCCAUGAAAGGUUGUAAGCUUCCUCAGAGACCCAAAAAGAGGGCCAAAAUCAUUCAAAGAAGCUUAUUGUUGGUAAGUCCUGGAGCAUGGUUGACUGAUAUGUGUCAAGAGAGAUAUGAAGUUAGGGAGAAGAAAAGUAACAAGAAGAGGCCAAGAGGAUUGAAGGCUAUGGGGAGUGUGGAAAGUGAUUCUGAAUGAUGAUUAUUAUGCAAAUAUUUGAGAGGUUGGAUCUACUACAACAACAAAGAAUCUAAACUAUUUUGGGAAGAUGGAAGAUGAUGGUGAUAUUUUGUUGAGUCAGAUGAUUCAAGUUUUUUAAAUUUGCUUUCUCACAAUGUUUUUUUGUAAACAAGUAAGAUCUGAUCUUAUCCGAUCCAUUUCAAUCAAAUCAAUGAAGAAAAUUAUUUUCUCUUCUUCUUCUUCA
Messenger RNA from Medicago truncatula (barrel medic), 1180 nucleotides. RefSeq lists its product as uncharacterized. The coding region runs from base 301 to 954 and encodes 217 amino acids. The transcript is spliced from 6 exons. The record is from RefSeq and is a predicted model, not a curated record. Lineage: Eukaryota; Viridiplantae; Streptophyta; Magnoliopsida; Fabales; Fabaceae.